AUGGAGGCGCAGUUCAACAUUGCUAGCAUCAAAUGCGACAUAACAAAAUAUCACUACGCCGCCGUUGCUUCAUUAGAUCAAAAUGUUUCUUCACGUGUCAGUGAUUCACUUAGAAAUCCACCAGAAACAAAUAAAUAUGAAGAACUUAAAAAAGUGAUAAUAGCAGAAUUUACUGACUCUGAUCAAAAGAAGUUGCGUAAAUUGAUAAACAGUGUUGAGCUUGGUGACUUGGAUCCAUCUAAGCUUCUGAAAAAAAUGAAAGAACUUGCGAAAAACCAACUUUCCGAUGAUGUGCUUAAAACAUUGUGGUUGGAAAGACUUCCGGACAACAUUAGAGCUGUAAUUUGCAUUGGUUCCGGCGAUUUAACGACACUUUCCAAGCAAGCUGACACGAUGGCCGAAAUGCAGAGCAUCUCAAACAUAUCAGCAGUUGGAAGCCAAUCUGAAAUUUUAUUAAGAAUCGAUGCACUUCAAAAACAAGUCGAAGAACUAAGAACAUCAAGACCAGGUGGAAGCAGAAAGCAUGGCUCACAAAAAAGAGAUUUAAGCAAAAGUCGCAGUAAGUCUAAACCACGUCUUCCACUUUGUCGCUAUCAUUUCAGGUUCGGCAAGGAUGCAAAAAAAUGCGUUGAACCUUGCCAAUUCAAAAAAUUCGACCUCUCGGAAAACUAA
Molecule: messenger RNA, 672 nt
Organism: Episyrphus balteatus (marmalade hoverfly)
Lineage: Eukaryota; Metazoa; Arthropoda; Insecta; Diptera; Syrphidae
Exons: 1
Coding region: 1-672 (223 amino acids)
Source: RefSeq, a predicted model, not a curated record